UGAAGGAACCUAACAACGUGUCCUGAAGAAGGAACCUAACAACGUGUCCUGAAGAAGAAACCUAACAACGUGUCCUGAAGAAGGAACCUAACAACGUGUCCUGAAGAAGGAACCUAACAACGUGUCCUGAAGAAGGAACCUAACAACGUGUCCUGAAGAAGGAACCUAACAACGUGUCCUGAAGAAGAAACCUAACAACGUGUCCUGAAGAAGAAACCUAACAACGUGUCCUGAAGAAGGAACCUAACAACGUGUCCUGAAGAAGGAACCUAACAACGUGUCCUGAAGAAGGAACCUAACAACGUGUCCUGAAGAAGGAACCUAACAACGUGUCCUGAAGAAGGAACCUAACAACGUGUCCUGAAGAAGGAACCCUGAGGUUUACAAUGGUGUUAGGUCUACCCAAAAUACUAAUAUAAUUUGAUGGUUCCAUUAUGGAAUAUCAUAGACCUAAAGUGAUGCCAUUCACAAGCGACCACCCACCCGUGCCUGCAGCAACUGCGACAGAGUUCCAAUGGAAUCGACAGAAAGUGCAUGCCCUAAUCAGCAAGGUUGAGGAAUUCUUUGAGGAUUUUUAUGACCCAUCCAAAAAGAAGAAAUCCAUUUGGAGCAAUGUGGCACAGCGGAUGCAGGAAGAAGGCUACAACUGUACUGGCAGUGAGUGCGAUAAAAAGUGGAGGAAUCUCAAGGCCACGUACGUGAAGGUCCUACAGAAGCAAAUUCAUGGGGAUAACAGCUACAGGUUCGAAUAUUUUGAUGCACUCCACCACAUCCUUGGGAAGGAGAUUGAUCCUCUUGGAAUGAGAGACCAAGUGAAAACUAGUGGCACAGCAGCAUCAUUGAAUGACAGAGCUUCUCCUACACACUACACUGAUCUUACUGCUGGUGCCGAUGAUUUUGUCUGGACCGAUUCAAUUGUACAUCUGUUGUUGGACUUUAUUCAGGAGCGUCGUGAUGCCUUCAACUCUCCUUCAUCCAGAGUUGAUGAUGUGUGGGAGGAAAUUGCGCAGCAGAUGGCACUAGAGGGUCAUGACGUGCACAGUGCCCAGUGCCAACACAAGUGGUUCCUACUGCAGAAAAACUUCCAGUACCACCAAGCCGAGGCUGAUGCCACGGGUUCAGUCUCUCUCUGGUCCUUCUAUACUCGAGUCCGAGACAUGAACAACACCAUCAAUAUUUCAACGAAUGUUGCAAAAGAGUGUAAAUUAUUAUUAGGAGAUAGCAGUGUUCCAGGUCCUACUAGAAGCUGGGACACAGGAAGGCAGCCUGGGUCUAAAACACCCGUGAAAGGAGGUGAACAUCGUGCAGCUCAAAACAGGAGCAUAUUAGACCGAGUGCAACAGCUGGAGGUCAACUUAGGCAUCGAUCGUCGUUUGCAGCAGCUGGAUUCCAGAAUAGAGUCCAACAUUCAGCAGCGUAACACCCACAGACAGACUAAUAAUGUUCUCAAGCAGAUUUUGUCAGAAUUGCGCAGGAUCAAUAACAUUUUAGAACAACAGGCCAGCUCUCAGACCAACCAGGAAGUCCGAACAACUGUCCAACAUCAACACCAGUAUGAUCAACGCCCGGGUAGCCCAGGGCAAGGAAUUAUAAUUGUUGAAGCGUAUUCUGACCAACUCUAAAUAAUGUGUACAUGUAUUAAAUCUACUGGAGUAAUUUCAUCUGUUGCAGCAUUAACAGGCACACAGCAAAAAAAAAAAAACUUCAUGGCUUGUCCUGGAUUGGUCCCAACAGCGAGAAAAUGAAGAGAACGAGAAGACAGGUCAGGUGAAGAAAUAUCCAGGAGACAGGUCACAAGAGGAGGUGAGAAGGUCAGAUCAACUCAAGUACAUUCUGAAAACUAGAGCACUUGACAAUAUAUUGAUCAAGAUUGGCAGGCAUCAACAGAAACCCUAAUGGGACCAAGAUACAAGUGAAGACUAUUGCAAGAACCAGUUCAGCAAGACUGUCUACAGAGGUUAGAAAAGUGACAGUAUUGGCAGAGAACGAGCUUGUGGGACAGCUGUGAUCUACAACAAAAUAAGUAUUCAGUGUCAAAGAAAACUACUUCUCUUGUCUCUUUACAGACUAUGACCCAUAAAAGUUUAGUGCUUUUUUUUAACAGUAUAGUAGCAUUUAAGUCACAAAGGAAGUAGCCAGGUUGACCAACAUACAAUAUUGAUAGGAAAAGUAUUAGUUUGUCAAACUAAUGCUUUUCCUAAGUUAAAAAUUUAGAGAGCAGGUGAGAUUUUGUAGAUUAGAAAUAUAGGAAAGACAAAAUACCAGUUUUCACAGAAGUGAGUUUUGGAGAAAAGACAGUUUGUUCAGCAUGGGAGUCAGAAGAGUUUAUGAAAUUGGGAGAAAUGCAAAGAAUAUACUACAAGGAGUGAUAAAUUCAGUCAAUAAACUGAGGAUCACAGAUGCAGAGGACUGGAUGUCAAACAAUAGUGAAUAUACAUGCCGCAGUGGUAAAAAAAAAAAAAAAAAAAAAAAAAAAACUUGCAAUGUUGAUUACUUUUUGUCUAAGUUUUGCUUGCUAGGAGCUUUAUAUCCUCAGUGUACAUAACUGGACCAAGUAAAGAUUUAUAAAGGUAGCAAUAAAAAUAAGACAUUGUACAAGGCAAAGUAAAGUUGAUUAAUAAAAACUGUACAUAAAUAAAACACAAGUGAUGCCUGUGUUUUGAAACCUCAAUACAACAACUAACAAUACUUCGGAAACAAUGAGGGGCUCUUGAUCUAGGGAAUUGUAGCCUGCAUUAAGUCUAAAUGCCUUCCAUGCCCCCCCCCCCCCAAACACAAGCCCUACGUAAUCCGUACGAGUUCAGCGUUCCCUGGUAACAAUAAUACUCAGCACCACCUGUAUAUUUUCUGACAUCUUCCAUAAUAAUGAAAACACCAGAAAUCACUGUUUUCAAGCGUCCAGCAAUUUUUGGACGUUAAAAGAAACUUUCUAAAAACGAGAAACUCGCAUGAUGGAACUGUCUGGUUCAUCAUUACUUCCCAACAACAGUGCAGCCGAGUACAUAUCAAAACCCCUUUUUUAUGGCCUGAAAUGGUCCCUUUCUGCCUUUUUCAGCACAUAUUCUUCAUUAGCCUAAAACAAAGUAUCCGUGGAGUGAUUUUAAGCAAUAUUGAAAAUCUACCCAAAAUCUCCUAAAAUUGUAAGUGUUUUUUUGGGAGUGAAAAAUUUUUUCUCUAGAAAUUGGUAACUGCUGUCAUAGAACAGUUUGGUUGAUCAACUGCUUCCCACUCACCAAUGAAGAAAACUCCUGUACUGUAUAUAUAAUUUCCAUUCAAAGUUGGAAACAUUUUGACGAGAACCAUGGCCUGAAUGAUUCAUAUCUACCUUUUCAGUCAAGAUUCUUUAUCUGCAUAAAACAAGUUACCCAUUACCCUUUGACUGUCACAAACCCCUUUCUGAAACUCAUUCUAUGUCGAAAAAUGUUUUGAAAAAAAAAAAAAAAAAAAAAAAAAAAAAAUUCUUAUGAAAUGAUAAUCUUUUCCCGAAGGUAAUGACACCAAAAGUACGAAAUUUGAUCGAAAACUUACGGAAUUACACUCCCGCGAAGUUAGCAAUCUCGGCAAUAUAUACGCAUCGGCAAUUUCGCUGACUUUGAGCCCUAUUUUCGGCCAAUUCCAUUGUUCCAGUCGACCGAAUUCAUAGCUAUUUCUUUAGAACUCCAUCCAUUUUUUCUAUCAACUGAGUACAAGAAACCGCCCAUUUACCAAUUUCAACUACUCAAUAAAGUGGUCAGAAAUUGGCAAUUUGGCCAAUUUCACACAAAUUAAAAAAGAUGCCAAUUUCAAAAUAGGGUCCAGAAUAAACAAUGGCACUAAAAUACCAUAUCCUCUGUUCAUUAGUCACGUCUCUAGGCCCCUCUUAUAUUACUCUUGCUUUCUAUUUUUAUUCACUGUUAUGCAGUCUACUGCAUUAUUGUAAAAAUGGUGUAAAUAAUAUCAAUGCACUAGUGAAAGAAUAUUAGACUCACCAGUUGACAUGUAUUGGACGUGUGGUGUGAUUUGCUUACUCUUGAACAUUGGUAAAAAUCGAACAUUUCCGCUACUUUGAGCUCAAUUUCAAGGUCGUUUUCCUUGUGAAACUAAUCAAAAUCAUCUCUAUUUCUAUAAUAUAUUUACCAUUCUAUCAAAUGAGACCAAGAAAACGAGAAUACAACCAUAAAUACUAUAUGAAAAUACCUCUCAAAGUCGGCAUUUUAAUCCAAAAACAUGGUUGGAGUUUUUUCUCAUUAUGCAGUGCAUGCUGCAGGAUUUUUCUUAUACAGUGCACACUGACCACACAGACCCAUUUUCUCACAUGUGGGCCUACCAGCUUUCUCCUGCUUGAUUUGAAGCCGCUAGAAUUAUUGACUCUAUAUACGUACUAGUAUAUAUACGUCCGAAACACUGGCUCGUAAGGCAUAUGUAUACGGCCAAAACAGUCAAAGGGUUAAGCAAUGUUGAAAACCCUCUGAGUUUUCCUAAGCCUAUAGUCCAGCAUUUUUUUUUUUGGGGGGGGGGGGUGAAAAACUUUUCUCUAGAUAUUGGAAACUGGCAUGACUUGUUUCUCUCGUCAAUUACAUCCCAUAAACGUGAACUGAAAAGGGUAAACAGAUCAUCUCAUACAGGUAUUCCCAUCAAAACUAUUCUAACUUUGAAUGGAAGUUAUAUAUGCAGGAGUUUUUGCAUUUGUGGGAAGCAAAUGAUCAACAAAAUUGUUCUAUGAUAACAGUUUCCAAUUUGUAAAGAGAAAAUUUUGCCCCCCCAAAAAAACACUGAACUAUAUAUAGCCUUAUAAUUUUAGGAGAUUUUGGGUGGAUUUUCAGUAUUGCUUAAAAUCACUCCAUGGGUACUCUGUUUUAGGCUAAUGAAGAAUAUGUACUGAAAAAGGCAGAAAUAGGCCAUUUCAGGCCAUACCAAGAGGGCUUUCGUAUGUACUCAGCUACACUGCUGUUGGAAAGUACAGUCUAUAUAAUACAAGUUUAAUGAGUAACUGCAGUACCUGGUGUAUAAGGUGUUUACAUUAUUCUUUGUAAAUCUUUCCAGAAAAUAUACAUUACUGAAACUUCAGGGAAUUUGUGCACUCAUACUAGGGAGCACAAGCAACCACAUUGCUCAUGAGAUUUAUUGUAGCUGUCAGGAUCACCUCGUGAAAUGGAUCAAUGCAUGAAUAGUUAUCAAGAAAACUAAUCUAUGCAAUAGGAAUUGUUAAGAAGUAUUCCUCAUAGUAUUCACUGAUACAACUGCCAAAACAGUGGCAGUUUCAAAAUUUAUAAAAUAUUAUAAAGAAUAACAGACCUCACAACGUGGUGAUUUACUGACAACCCUGUUAUAUCUAUGAUUUAUCUUCCCUUUUAGAACCCUAUUGUCAAAUAUCUGCUUGUACAAUGCUACUGUUAAAUAUCUUUGCUGUUAUAUUUACGUUCAGUCCUCAUCCUUACAUCUCACUGUUCACUAUACACAUCUUUACUAUGUUUGGUCAUGUACACUGAGGUUUGAUGAAGAUUUUGGCAAGUGAAAUGUUGCCUAAAAAUGAAAUAAAAUUAUUGGGAAUUUUUAUAUCUUUCUACUAUGUCACUGUGCAUGGACCGUUUACUGCCAAUGACAUGAUUAGUGCCUAUGACCUAUUUUGUCAGCUGGCAAAAUAGGUCAAAAGGGGCUAGUCAAACCAAUACUAUGAGGAUGUCAAUACACAGUGGGCAGGUAUAUUUACUACUUUUGUUACCAUGCUUCAUUAUCAUGUGAUCUUACUUUCUCCACGUCCUGUGUCUGUGAUCCUCAAUUUCUGGACUCUUAAAAUUUUCACUCUUUGCAGUUUAUUCUUUCACCUUGGCUAUCCUCCCACUAAGAUAAACAAUGCCUACUCCCAUGCUAAAACAAACUUCCCUUUCUCCUAAGUCCAUUCUGCAAAAACUUCUGUAUAUUGCCUUCUCUAUACACUCAUACCCUGCUCUACAUCAGUAAUUGGUUCCAAGAGCCAUGACGUAACCCAGUUUUUGACCUAAUGCCUUAAAAUGAUGACAAUAACCGUAAAACUAGUGUAAAUAACUCGCGAAAGAAUACAUCGCUAAACUUAAAGAACACUAAGGAACACAUUUUUGUCAUAUUAUAUAAAGAAUAAUAAACACAAUUAAAAACUCUUAUUUACCGUGUGAUUUGCCCUUAAAAAUGACUUAAGUAUGAGGGAAAAAUACCUUACAAUUAGCGUAAACAACUUGCGAAAGAAUAUAGCUCUCGUUAAGCCAUUAAAAAAUGCCUUUUAAUCAUAUUUAACUUAUCUUCCAUGAUAACGAUAUUAUGCUUGGAAUCACUAGCAUUAUCCUUCUUAGGACCCAUGGUUAACACAGACACAGUAAAGGAAUAAUUACAGAAAUAACAGUGAAAGGCAAAGCCAGCACACGCUCGCUGCAUGGGCAAAAAUGCAUAUGGCAUCACCCUCGUUCUGACCGAGAACUAGCAGCAACACUGCCACAAACAUCUGUUUGCAAUUUUUCAAUGUAAAUAAUUUAUUGUAUACAUAUAUUUUUAUAUUUUUAUUGUAUUUUAAAUUGUGUAGCUUCUUUUAUCUUUUAUUGUUAAUUUUUGUGUGUUUUAUUUACUUUAAAUAUAUUUUUAAGCAAAACUUUAUUUAUUUCUUGUCCUUUUAUCAUGACAUUGCUGAGUGACGUAAUGAUAUUCACUGAACUGAAAUUUACUCUAGAAAAGUGGCAUAAAGGCAAAUUUAAUAUAUUAAACUUACAUUUUCUCAAAUUAAUACCCAUGGCAGUAAUCUAUGAAUGCUUUCAGUACCUACUCCAUUUAAUGCUCUUAUCCUCUCCAAUGCAUUAAUAAAACCGACUGCUCCUAUUUUGACAGACUUAAAGAACAUUAUUAUAUUAAAAACAAGCAGAAAACUCAUAUGGGUCAUACAAUUAAAGAACACAAGAGAAGUGUUCCCCUCUAGGACACUAACAAAGUUAUUUGUCAUGUUAAGAGAUCAUAGCCGUCCCAUAAGCUGUCCUCUGCCUAAACUAUCCUCUUUCUUGGCUUCAUGGACACUAUCUUGUUGAAUUAGCUCUAAUAUAUAGCAUUCCACAUGUGAAUCUUGGUCCCACUUUUAUUUCUUACUGUUGAUGCCUGUCUCUACCAAUAUAUUGUCAAGUGAUCUAAUCUUCAGAACACUUGAUUUGAUCUAACCUUGACCUUCUCACCUCUACUCAUGACCUAUCUUCUAGGAUUUUCUUCGCUUGACCU
Cherax quadricarinatus is the source of this 7209-nucleotide messenger RNA. RefSeq lists its product as uncharacterized. The record is from RefSeq and is a predicted model, not a curated record. NCBI's taxonomy places the organism in Eukaryota, Metazoa, Arthropoda, Malacostraca, Decapoda, Parastacidae.